AUUGCCAGCGUUCCUAUUACUGUGUUUCAGGCUGCCAGUACGCCGCUUAAUCCUCUAAGCUUUCAGUGUGGAUUUGUGAAACUCAGGAUUGACCUUCUGCAAGCUUUUUCUCAACUUAUUUGUACCUGCAACAGCCUAAAAACAAGUCCACCACCAGCUAUUGCCACAACAAUUGCUAUGACGUCAGGAAAUGAUCUCCAAAGGUGUGGACGCAUCUCUAACCAGAUGAAACACUCAAUGGAGGAAUUCCGAAACCUGGCUACACGGUAUGGAGAUCUGUAUCAGUCAUCUUUUGACGCAGACUCAGCGACUCUAAGGAAUGUAGAACUACAACAGCAGAGCUGCCUGUUGAUUUCACAUGCAAUAGAAGCUCUGAUUUUGGAUCCAGAAUCUGCAAGUUUCCAGGAGUAUAGCUCGAAUGGAACAGCACAUGUUGAGAGUGAAUAUGAAAGAAGAAUGAUGUCAGUAUUUAAUCAUGUACUGGAAGAAGUGGAAUCCCUCAACAGGAAGUAUGCUCCUGUGUCUUACUUGCAUACAGCUUGUCUGUGCAAUGCUGUCAUUGCAUUGUUGAAGGUACCCCUUUCGUUUCAAAGGUACUUUUUUCAAAAGCUGCAGUCUACAAGCAUUAAGCUUGCUCUAUCCCCAUCUCCGAGGAACCCAGCAGAACCUAUUGCAGUACAGAACAAUCAGCAGUUGGCCCUAAAAGUGGAAGGAGUGGUUCAGCAUGGAUCUAAACCAGGCCUUUUCCGUAAAAUCCAAUCUGUCUGUCUAAAUGUCUCUUCAGUGCUGCAGAGCAAAUCUGGACAAGACUAUAAGAUUCCUAUUGACAACAUGACCAAUGAAAUGGAGCAGAGGGUGGAACCACACAACGACUACUUCAGCACUCAGUUUCUGUUAAACUUUGUGAUACUUGGCACCCACAACAUCACAGUAGAGUCCUCUGUAAUAGAUUCAAAUGGUAUUGUCUGGAAAACUGGGCCUAAGACAACUAUUUUUGUUAAAUCUCUAGAGGAUCCAUACUCCCAGCAGGUUCGUCUUCAGCAACAGCAAGGACAGCCGCCAUCACAGCAGCAACAGCAAAGAACAGCAUACUCACGGUUUUAA
Pelecanus crispus (Dalmatian pelican) is the source of this 1104-nucleotide messenger RNA. NCBI's taxonomy places the organism in Eukaryota, Metazoa, Chordata, Aves, Pelecaniformes, Pelecanidae. The record is from RefSeq and is a predicted model, not a curated record.